This is a messenger RNA of Cuscuta campestris, 1568 nucleotides long. NCBI's taxonomy places the organism in Eukaryota, Viridiplantae, Streptophyta, Magnoliopsida, Solanales, Convolvulaceae. The record is from the annotation of a GenBank genome assembly.
CUUAGGCAAUUACUUAAAACCAAAGAUUAAAAAGUUACAACUCCGAUAUGAUCUGUGUGUGUGUGUUGGAGCCUUCAUCAGUUCACUUUCUUCUUGGCCGUGAUGGUGAUCCAGUGGGUUUCACAUCUCUUUCGUUUCCGUCCAAGUCGAAACAGAGGAUUCGGUCUGUUCCCAGAUGACAUCUUAGUUGACAUUCUGAGCAGGCUUCCCGCCGACGCCGUUCUGCGGUGCCGCAGAGUGUGCCGGCACUGGAGGACUCUAACUUCAUCCGCUGAUUUUGUCGCGCUGCAAAACCAAAGAGCUCCCUCCGUUCUUCUCCUGCAGGGCCGCCGACUCGGUUUGCUCGCCAAAACAGAUUAUUUUGUCUACGACGCACUUGCCAAAGAGUUGAGAAAGAUUCCUUUCAAGUCUAGGCUCGGCUUUGAGGGCCGUGGCAAAACGAUGGAAAACGAAACCAUCUCCUUACGCGGUGCUUGUGGUCCCUUACUUCACCUUAAGGCUUCAGGUUACUACAACUGGACGAGGGGGGUCCACAACUUCGCUUUCAACCUCAUCACCCGACAACUAGGGGCUUUAAAAAUGAGGAAAGGCGAUUUCGUGUGCGGCUUAUUCUUUAACGAGGCGAGAAGCGAGUACAAUUAUCUUAGCUUUCGCUUUCUUGGUGAUAAGUCGGGUCGGUUUUACGUCUACAGUUUAGAUUCCCGCACUGACGUGGAAAUCGCAUGCAGCCCUUUCUUGUUUGGGAGAUGCUCAAACCAAAGCCCAGUCGUCGCGAACCGAGCCGUGUUUCUUAUGGUGGAACGCACUGAGCGGGACGUUAACCGCUGCAUGCACGCGAUACUCGUGUUCGAGAUGGAUUCUGGAAAGUUCUACAACAUGCCUCACCCGCAAUUCGAAUGCCCCGGUACGGGUCUUCAUCAUUUUAGCCCGUACUCGUAUUUGUUUGUUCAUGAUGGCCAUUUGUGUCUCGGCCGUAGAGACAUUGAACUGGGGCUACUCUACACAUGGACUUUGGUGGAUUACGCAAACUGGUCGUGGGCCCCUCUGGGUCCUACGAUUGCUCUCCUCAUCCCGAAAGGCCCUACGGGUGGGGCCCGUUUCACGAUCCUUAGCGUGCGAAAGGAUGAGUUGUUAGUAUAUUGGGAUCCAUCUCUGUUUCUCGUCAACGUGAAGGACGAGAGUGUUGAAGAAAUCAAAUUGCCGUAUAAAUGGUUGCCUUCCAGUCUUUCUUUGGUUGCGUACCGGAGCACGCUCGCAGCUCCACGUCUAGUUUGGGACGAAGGAAAAUCUCCUCUCUUUAGUCUCUAAUAAGUGUGCCAAAAAAUCAUACCCUCAUACUUUUUAAUUACUCUAUAUGCACCAAAUUCCAAAAAAAAGAUUAUUAUAGUGAAUUAUAUACAAUGAGUAGCUAGUAUAUUAAUAUUUUUUUCAUAUGAGCAUUAGUUUUGUUUUGUUGUGAUAUAAGCUUUGAAAUAUAUAUACUCUCUUCGCCCCUGAAAACCUCUCUCCUUUUUUUUUCAUCCGUCCCAAAAAACACUUUUUAUUUCUAUUAAAAAGUCACUUUUACC